AUGGACGGGACUAUUAAGGAGGCUCUCUCGGUGGUGAGCGACGACCAGUCCCUCUUCGACUCCACGUACGGAGCGGCCCAUCUCCCCAAGGCCGACAUGACCGCCUCCGGGAGUCCUGACUACGGCCAGCCCCACAAAAUCAACCCCCUCCCGCCGCAACAGGAGUGGAUUAACCAGCCGGUGAGGGUCAAUGUCAAGCGGGAGUACGACCACAUGAAUGGAUCCAGGGAGUCUCCGGUGGACUGCAGCGUCAGCAAAUGCAGCAAGCUAGUUGGCGGAGGCGAGUCCAAUGCCAUGAACUACAACAGCUACAUCGACGAGAAGAAUGGUCCCCCUCCUCCCAAUAUGACCACGAACGAGAGGAGGGUGAUCGUCCCCGCAGACCCCACGCUGUGGACGCAGGAGCACGUGCGGCAGUGGCUGGAGUGGGCCAUCAAGGAGUACGGCCUGAUGGAGAUCGACACGGCCUUUUUCCAGAACAUGGACGGCAAGGAACUGUGCAAAAUGAACAAGGAGGACUUCCUCCGAGCCACCUCCCUCUACAACACGGAAGUGCUGUUGUCACACCUCAGUUACCUCAGGGAAAGUUCACUGUUGGCCUAUAACACCCCCUCUCACACAGACCAGUCCCCACGGCUGAGUGUCAAAGAAGAUCCUUCUUACGACUCAGUCAGGAGAGGAGGGUGGAGCAAUAACAUGAAUUCUGGCCUCAACAAAAGUCCUCCCUUGGCAGGAGCACAAACGAUGAGUAAGAAUACUGAACAGCGGCCCCAACCAGAUCCAUAUCAGAUCCUGGGCCCAACCAGCAGUCGCUUAGCCAAUCCCGGAAGUGGGCAGAUCCAGCUUUGGCAAUUCCUCCUGGAGCUACUCUCCGACAGCGCCAAUGCCAGCUGCAUCACCUGGGAGGGGACCAACGGCGAGUUCAAAAUGACGGACCCCGACGAGGUGGCCAGGCGCUGGGGGGAGCGGAAAAGCAAGCCCAACAUGAAUUACGACAAGCUGAGCCGGGCCCUCCGAUACUACUACGACAAAAACAUUAUGACCAAGGUGCAUGGCAAGAGGUAUGCCUACAAAUUUGACUUCCAUGGCAUUGCCCAGGCACUGCAGCCACAUCCAACCGAGUCGUCCAUGUACAAGUACCCUUCCGAUAUCUCCUACAUGCCUUCCUACCACGCCCAUCAACAGAAGGUGAACUUUGUCCCGCCCCACCCGUCCUCCAUGCCCGUCACUUCCUCCAGCUUCUUUGGAGCCGCCUCACAAUACUGGACCUCCCCCACGGGCGGAAUCUACCCCAAUCCCAAUGUCCCCCGCCAUCCUAACACCCACGUGCCCUCUCACUUAGGCAGCUACUACUAG
Pipistrellus nathusii (Nathusius's pipistrelle) is the source of this 1356-nucleotide messenger RNA. The record is from the annotation of a GenBank genome assembly. NCBI's taxonomy places the organism in Eukaryota, Metazoa, Chordata, Mammalia, Chiroptera, Vespertilionidae.